UACAGUAUGUUGUAUUCUUUGAAUAUCGCCUAAUUUUUAUGCUAUCAUGUCUCGUAAAUCUGCUGGAAAACGCAAAAAGAAUGAAGAUGAACAUCUAGACUCGAUAAUUGAUGAAAUUAACACCAUUACAGGUGCAGAGUCUUCUAAAAGUAGAAAGACUCGACCUGACCACUCAAGUAAAAAUAAAGAUAUUGACAUCGUGCUGAGAAGAGACGAAUCUGGCCAGCGAAUAUAUCACAACCCAAGACGAUUGUCGCAAUCUAGUUGGGCAAGACGAGGCAGCAAUAUCACUGCAAACAAGGAAGGAUUUGUCGAGACAGACUCUGUGAACGAAAGCAAUCCAGAGUCAGUGGAAUACACAAGAUUGAACGAACCUGUUGAUCUCUUAACUGACAAAGUAGAUGAACAUUCUGAAACUUUUGAGCAAGGUACAGACCUUGAUGCAAUCAUUGAACAGUGUGAGGAAGCUGUUGGUGAAAUGAAUGAUAAUACCACUGUGUGGCAAAAACGAAUAAACAAUCUUGAGGAAAACUGGGAGAAUGCUAGAGGAGCCAUAUUUCACAGUGUUUUGUGUUCAUUUGCCCCUCCCACUUCCUCAUUACAUUGCUCUAAAAUUGAUUGCCCCAAUGAUGCACAAUUGAGGUGUAAGCAGUGUGGUGUUUUUCAAUAUUUAUGUGUCAACUGUGAUGAAGAAGUACAUCAGUGUCAGCCGCUUCAUGAUCGUGAAGUUUGGAUUAAUGGGUAUUUUCAAUACAUUCUUCCAACUGAGUCAAUAACUGAUGAUGGAAAGCUUGUUCCUGUUGGUCGUGCAUGUCCUCUUCUUUACCCAACAUCUUGCUUGGUGUGCGGGGAAUCUACUUUGAAAACAUUGAACAGCUCAAAAGUUAUACUCAUCACAUCUGAAGGUCGUUUUGACCUCAAUUGGUUUAACAUACACUGUUCAUCAUGUCCUUGGCAAUGGUCACCAAUUUCGUUUGACUGUAUAGUUCAAAGUGGUUUUUGGCCAGGAAGUCCUGCCAAUGUAAACUACUUGUUUCAUCAAGAGCUGUUCCUUCUUUGGGAUGCCUUCCGGAAGCAAAUGCCAGGCUCCUCACAAACUGCUUUUAUAAGAAGCUUGGAAGACAUGUCUCGUUCCAAAAAAAGGGCAGAUGUGAUAACUGCAGCAACAUUUCGGAAGGCCUUUGCAGAGUGGUGCUAUUGUCAAUUUGAACUGGCUUCGCUACAACUUCAGGAUUGGAGAAAAUGCCCACCAUGCAGUGUUGACCAACACUCUUGUCAUAUUGAUGGCAACCACAAGGUUUAUAGAUAUGAUAAAGUAUCAAGGGGUACAAGUCCUUCUUAUUACAAUGACCAUCUGAUUGUCGAAAAUGCGAAAGUAGAUUCUCACAUAAGAAGCUUGAAUUCCAAAAUCACGAAGAAAGAUAUGAAAGAAGAUAGUUCUUGUGGUGAUACGCAUUGGAAAGCUGCAAAAGCUGUGUCGAAAGCGAAGAAGAACCAAGAUGAAACUGGAUUGGUAGUGGCUGGCUGCAGACAUUCUGUUUGUCAAGCCGCCUUGAAUAUGUUUAGAGGAGAAGUUUAUGGUUAUGCUCACUAUCUACAUUUAAACUUUGUUCAUCCAAACAAUGUUAGGUUCUUGUGGGAAGAUGUGAUAUGUAAGUACUGGCCAUGGGCUAAGCGAGUCACUUCAGAGCAAAACAAGAUGGCAUUAACUGAUACAAAACCAGCCUUGUCACUCAUGCAUGGAAAAUCGCACAGUUGGAACUGUCAGGUUAUUUGGAGUGGAAGAUGGCAAGAAGGUGCUGCUGCAACUCCUGGGGAGGAAGUUGAACAAAUCAACAGCUAUCUCUCCAGACUUGGAUCCACCACCAAGAAUAUGAUAGCAUCAGGUCGCGAGGAUUGCAUCACUGAGCAUCUAUUGAGUUGGAAUAAGCGAAAAAUUUGUAAUCUACCUAAGCUGUUGGUUCUUCGCCUGAAAAAGACGGAAAAGAAACUCGCCGAUGCGAAAACGGAACUUGCUACGUAUGCACGUGAGAUUAAUUUAUCAGACGCUGAUUUGGAUGCCUCAGUUGUGUCAUGGAAAAGAGAUGUUCAGCAGUUUGCUACUGGUACGACUAAUGAUUGAUCGUGUUAAGGCAUUGGUGGGCUUUUGCCAGUGGAUGACGUGCUUCGACUUGUUUGAGGCGUUUCACGGUCAGACGACGAGCCUUCGACACGCUGUCUAGAAAACAGUGAUUUCAUACCGUGUUUGAACAACUCCCGGGCUGCUUUUCCAGUUUUACUUUUCUCUGAUAUAAAGUCUGCUCCAAAACCAGGAGUAGAUGCAAAAUCCCACAUAGUCUUUCCACCAGUUGAAGAUGGAUGGCAAUACAUGACAACUACGUGGUAUCCGUGGUUCUGGUGAAGUGUCAACGCCUGUACAAUAAAAAUUGCGUUGCUGUUUACAUUGGAGCCACAAAGCCUUAAGGCCGACACACACCGAACGCGAUCCGCCAACGCGACGCGAUCUGUAGGAAUUUCUCAGUUUUUAACACUGAGUAGAAAACUCGCGUCGCGUUGGCCAAUCGCGUCCAGUGUGUGUGGGUCUUUACUCACGCUUAAAUUGGCCGACAUUGCACAACAGCAUCAGCAUCAAAAACUGGUGCUAGUUGUUCAAUUGUUACCUUACGGCCCUGUUUUCGCCAUACCAGAUUCGCAUCGUCGCGGCAUCAAUUUACGUCAUUUUACGGCAUCCCUGAUUAUAGGCUUUUUUCAGUUACCUGACCUCGUUAUAUAUA
Dendronephthya gigantea is the source of this 2774-nucleotide messenger RNA. RefSeq lists its product as uncharacterized. The transcript has 13 exons. Bases 47 to 2122 code for a protein of 691 amino acids. The record is from RefSeq and is a predicted model, not a curated record. Lineage: Eukaryota; Metazoa; Cnidaria; Anthozoa; Malacalcyonacea; Nephtheidae.